AAUCUGCGAUAAUGGACUGUAGCGAUUUACCAAUGGAAAGCAGCGGACAGUAUGAAAUGAUCCCAUGUAAUUCCAACGUAAUUCAAGUUUAUUGUGCAGAAGGCGGAUGGUUGGUGAUCCAGAGAAGACUUGAUGGCAGUACAGACUUUAACCGUAAUUGGACAGAUUACAAACAAGGCUUUGGAGAUAUCACUGCAGACUUCUAUAUUGGAAAUGACAAUCUUCACACAAUUCUAUCUAGAAAGAACUACACAUUGCGGAUAGACCUGGAGGACUGGACAAACGAGAAUCGAUAUGCAGAGUACAACACAUUCCAUGUAGGAAAUGAAACAACAAAUUAUGUACUUUCAAUUGGUGAAUACAAUGGAACAGCUGGCGAUUCCAUGAAGGGGGAACGGUAUUCGAAGGAGCUUGAUGGCAUGCAGUUCAGUACGUAUGAUCGCGAUAGCAGCAUCUGUACUAAGCGUCUGAGAUCUGGAUGGUGGCAUAAUGUAUGCACUGACGCAAACCUGAAUGGUCAAUACUACCCAGGAGUAAAUCACACCAACGCAAUUGAUACUAUCUUCUGGUGGACAUGGCAUCCUGAUUUUAUUCCACUGAAGUCCGUUACUAUGAAAAUAAAGUCCCGACUGAGACAGACAUAA
Molecule: messenger RNA, 644 nt
Organism: Mytilus trossulus (common blue mussel)
Lineage: Eukaryota; Metazoa; Mollusca; Bivalvia; Mytilida; Mytilidae
Product: fibrinogen-like protein 1
Exons: 4
Coding region: 12-644 (210 amino acids)
Source: RefSeq, a predicted model, not a curated record